Drosophila rhopaloa is the source of this 4132-nucleotide messenger RNA. RefSeq names its product histone-lysine N-methyltransferase eggless (gene egg). Bases 87 to 4052 code for a protein of 1321 amino acids. The record is from RefSeq and is a predicted model, not a curated record. The transcript is spliced from 8 exons. Gene Ontology annotation, cellular component: nucleus. NCBI's taxonomy places the organism in Eukaryota, Metazoa, Arthropoda, Insecta, Diptera, Drosophilidae. Gene Ontology annotation, molecular function: histone H3K9 methyltransferase activity; protein binding; zinc ion binding. Gene Ontology annotation, biological process: heterochromatin organization; negative regulation of gene expression.
UUGUAUACAAUACCAAACAAUUGCAUUUUCACUUGGCUUAAUUUAUUUAAAUUCAUGUUUAAUUAACUAAUUAAUGGUUUGAAAACAUGGCCACGGAAUCGCUAGCCAUGGACUGUGCCGAAAGCACUGAAACCCCAGUGGAGGAGGCCCAGGAAACACCUGCGGAGGUGGAAAAGGAAGCCGGGUCGCCGGCGGUCACGGAAAAAAAUAUUGUAUGUUCGACUGUUCCGGAGGAAAAGGAAGAAAAAACAGACGAGGAUGUGGAGAUGCAGGACCUGACUCUCGAAGAUCCAGCUCCCAGUUGCGCCGUGAAGGCAACCGAUGAAUCCAGUGAAGAGACCGAAGAGGAGACUAAAGUAGCGGAGAAGCAGCACAAGGAUGAGGGCAAAAAAGCGGAGGAGGAGCUUAAGAUUGAUGGCAAGGAGAGUAUCGAUAUUUCCAGUAGCCCAGUGCCCGAAGCAGGUCCAGAAGGUGCAGAUGAAGCCGCGGAUAAGCCUCCAUUAGAGGUGGAUUCGGACAGCAGUGUGGAGCUCAUCGAAAGUCCUGGUCCUGUAAAGUCCCCCUCCUCCUACGACACGACGGAGGAACAGGCAAAGUCAGAUAAUGUUGAUGGGAAUGUGGAAGGGGAGUCGAAGGAGGCAGAGGAACUGGCAGACAGCAGCAUCGAACUCAUCAGCAGUCCGACCUCUGAAAGCUCUCCCGAAAAAGAUGUGGAAAUCAAGGAGAAGGAAGAACAGAAGAAGCAAAGCGUUCAUAAGGAUCAGCAGGAACCAGAUGAGCAUAAAGAGGAAACAGAGCCACCAGUCAUGGAUGUAGAGCAGGAGGAACCGUUAAAACCUACGAUAGAUAAGCCCGUAGAAAUUGUUAGUGAGGAUAAGCCUAAAGAGCCUGCAGAACAAAGCAGUAAUCCCAUGGAAACCGAACCACAACCCAGUGCAGAGAAAAAGGAUAACGUGCUAGAGGUGGAGCUAGAGCAGGGCACUACUCCAAAUGAAGCAGAAGAUGAGAAGCUAGGAGAACUUCCUUCGGAUGGAGAUAUCUUCUACGGCAAGGACUGCAUCAACUGCAACUGCAAACGGCUUCACAAGCAGUACGUGCUGACCACCCUGGCCACAUUGAACUUCUACAAGGUGGCCCGAAAGACGUCCAAGCAGCAGUUUAUCUGCAUGGGAUGCCACGACACCGCCAUGGAUUUGUAUGAGGAUUAUGCCGGACAUCUUGUAGCAAAGCAGCCGCUACUGCUGAAGGAUUUCCACCAGGACCACGCAGACUUUGUGGCUCUGGACAGCAGCGAUGAGGAUGAGGAGGAGAAACCGCCAGAACACUCAGACUUUACAAAAGACCAGCUGCAACUGAUUGAAGACGAGCUCGAAGAUGCCAUCAAGAGUGUGCUGAAUAGAGUGGAGUUUAAGAACCAGCUCUCCUGGUCAAAGACUAUCCUGCAGGCCAAGGCGGAACGCUUAGAGCGCCAGUUUGCCCUGGCAGAUGCUGAAUUCGAAAAGGUUCAGAGCACUGCGGACAAGAUGCACUGCGCCCUGUACAAUUCCUGUCCGGUGGUGCACAAACAUCUGCCCGCCCUGGAAAUCGAAGCCAGCGUUAGUGACUAUGUGCAACAUGUCCCGCCUGCUGGCGAAAUUGUGCGACCACCAAUCCAAUUGGGCGAGACCUAUUACGCAGUGAAGAACAAGGCCAUCGCCAGCUGGGUGUCCAUCAAAGUGAUCGAGUUCACCGAGAGCACCGCCAUCAACGGCAACACAAUGAAGAGCUUCAAGAUUAGGUACCUCAACGUGCCCUAUCAGAUGAUCAAGACGGUGACGGCCAAGCACAUUGCCUACUUUGAGCCUCCGUCAGUGCGCCUGACAAUUGGCACUCGCGUUAUCGCUUACUUCGACGGAACCACCUUGUCGCGGGGCAAGGAGAAGGGCGUGGUGCAGAGCGCCUUCUAUCCGGGCAUCAUCGCUGAGCCACUGAAGCAGGCCAACCGCUACCGGUACCUGAUAUUCUACGACGAUGGCUAUACACAAUACGUGCCGCAUCGGGAUGUCCGCCUCGUUUGCCAGGCCUCCGAGAAAGUCUGGGAGGACGUGCACGCCGGAUCGCGCGACUUUAUUCAGAAGUACGUGGAGAAGUACUCUGUGGAUCGGCCCAUGGUGCAGUGCACCCGCGGACAGAGCAUGAACACCGAGUCGAACGGCACCUGGCUGUUCGCCCGCGUCAUCGACAUCGACUGCAGUUUGGUGCUGAUGCAGUUUGAAGGGGACAAAAACCACACGGAGUGGAUCUACAGGGGUUCCCUGCGCCUGGGUCCGGUCUUCAAGGAGACCCAGAACACCAUGAACAGUGCCAGUGCGCAGCAGAUGCGUGUCCCGAGGCGCACGGAGCCCUUCAUCCGCUACACCAAGGAGAUGGAGUCCAGCAGCCAGGUCAACCAGCAGAUGCGGGCCAUCGCCCGAAAGAGCAGCUCCUCCGGGCAGAAUGUGGCAUCGGCAGCACCCGCAUCCUCGCCAGCUACCGCUUCCGGCGGUCGAGGCAAUGCCGGAAGCGCCAGCACCAGCGCCAGUAACAACGCUAGUGCCGUGCGCCACCUCAACAACUCCACUAUCUACGUGGACGACGAGAACAGGCCGAAGGGCCACGUGGUUUACUUCACGGCCAAGCGGAACCUGCCACCCAAGAUGUACAAGAGCCAUGAGUGCAAUCCCAACUGCCUGUUCAAGAUAGUGCACCGGCUGGACAGCUACAGUCCGCUGGCCAAGCCAUUGCUGUCCGGCUGGGAGCGACUUAUAAUGCGCCAGAAGACCAAGAAGUGCGUGGUGUACAAAGGACCCUGUGGCAGGAGCUUGAGGAACCUGGCCGAAGUUCACAUCUAUCUGCGUGCAACCGAGAACGUGCUGAACGUGGAUAACUUUGACUUUACGCCGGAUCUGAAAUGUCUGGCUGAGUACUCCAUCGACCCCUCGAUCGUGAAGGAUACGGAUAUAUCCAAGGGGCAGGAGAAGAUGGCCAUUCCGCUAGUUAACUACUACGACAACACACUACCGCCGCCAUGCACCUACGCCAAGCAGCGCAUUCCCACCGAGGGGGUUCAUCUGAAUCUGGACGACGAGUUUCUCGUGUGCUGCGAUUGCGAGGAUGACUGCUCGGACAAGUCCAAAUGCGCCUGCUGGCAACUCACCGUGGCGGGUGUAAGGUACUGCAAUCCUAAGAAGCCCAUCGAGGAGAUCGGCUACCAGUACAAGCGGCUCCACGAACACGUGCCCACCGGCAUCUACGAGUGCAACUCGCGCUGCAAGUGUCGCAAGAACUGCCUCAACCGGGUGGUUCAGUUCUCGCUGGAGAUGAAGCUGCAGGUGUUCAAGACCUCGAAUCGGGGAUGGGGCCUGCGCUGCGUGAACGACAUCCCCAAGGGCGCCUUCAUCUGCAUCUACGCCGGCCACCUGCUCACAGAGACGAUGGCCAACGAAGGCGGACAGGACGCGGGCGAUGAGUACUUCGCGGAUUUGGACUACAUUGAGGUGGCCGAGCAGCUGAAGGAGGGCUACGAGUCCGAGGUGGACCACUCGGAGCCGGAUCCGGAGGAGGACAAUGGGGGACCCGAUGCCGAAGACGACGACGACUUCCGGCCGAACUACCACUACCAGCGGAAGAGCAAGCGCACCUCCAGGAGCAACUCCACCCAAAGCAGCGAGCUGGACUCACAGGAGCGGGUGGUGAUCAACUUCAACCCAAACGCGGAUCUGGAUGAGACGGUGCGCGAGAACUCGGUGCGGCGGCUUUUCGGCAAGGAUGAGGCGCCCUACAUCAUGGAUGCCAAGACCACGGGCAACCUAGGACGCUACUUCAACCACUCGUGCAACCCCAAUCUGUUCGUGCAGAACGUUUUCGUGGACACCCACGACCUGCGGUUCCCUUGGGUGGCCUUCUUCUCCGCCUCGCACAUCCGCUCCGGCACCGAGUUGACCUGGAACUACAACUACGAGGUGGGCGUGGUGCCCGGCAAGGUGCUGUACUGCCAGUGCGGCGCCCCCAACUGUCGCAUCCGCUUGCUCUAAGUCUAGUUUUAUGAUUAUGCUCGGAGUGAAAUUCCUCUACCUUAUUAAAAAACCAUUCGAAUUGGAAGUUUCAAUUUUUA